This is a messenger RNA of Drosophila nasuta, 4614 nucleotides long. RefSeq names its product meiosis regulator and mRNA stability factor 1-like protein (gene Marf1). Gene Ontology annotation, molecular function: nucleic acid binding. Lineage: Eukaryota; Metazoa; Arthropoda; Insecta; Diptera; Drosophilidae. Gene Ontology annotation, biological process: cellular response to glucose starvation; protein catabolic process in the vacuole. Bases 515 to 4597 code for a protein of 1360 amino acids. The transcript has 8 exons. The record is from RefSeq and is a predicted model, not a curated record.
CUCAGCCUCAGCCUCAGUUGCCAUCGAGAAACGCACCACGCACACACAAAGAAGCCAGAAAAAAUAUUUUAUUUGUUCUCAGUGUUUUAUUAUUUUUAUUAAAUUCUAUUUUCUUUUGCUGUCAAAGGAUUAUGCGGCUUUAGUUUUUCUUUGCUUGUUUUAAAUUAAAAAAACAUAGUUAUUAUAAUUUUUAUUGAGAGUUUACGCGUUUGUUACACCCAUUUAAUGCGACUUUAUUUUACUUGUAUUUGUUCAAAUUAUUUCCGCACAACUUGUCCAAAAGUUCAAACGGAUUACUAAAUAAAAUUCCAAAUUGAUAACGCUGUCGAUUCUGUGAACAUAGAAAAUAGUUUAUUCAACAAUUAAAUUGCGAACAAUCAUCAUUUUGCUUCGGCCAACAAGUUGCACACCAAAACCGCAAAACUGCCUCCAAGUUCUAGUGCCAGUCACCGAUUCCAGCCACACUUCAGAGAUCACAGCAUCAUAAUCCUUCACUAAGUGACACCGCAAAAACAUGACUGAGCGUUCCUACAGCUGGCCCUGUGAUGGAGGCGUUGAUCACGCUGCCGCUGCCGCCUACUAUGCCGCAGCCCAAGGACCAAUCUACUCAACCGCAAUGCCACCGCAAUCGGCGCUGUGCGCUGACUUCAACAACAAUCCGGGUGGAGGCGGAGGAGCGUUGCGUUACUUCAAUGGAUUGCCUGGGUAUAUGCCACCGCCUGGAAUACUGGCGAAUAAGUAUAGCGGACCGGCGAUGCCGUCGCAUCUGGAGGUCUGUCAGUAUGCGCAUGCGAAUGGCAGCGCCUCUUGCUACAAUCGCAAUCGGUAUAUGCCCUAUAAUCACAAUCGAGCGUGCGCUUCGGCUGCUGCCAUGGCCACCAUCAAUGGGCAUCCGCUGAUGCAGCAGCAGCAGCAGCAACAACAUCAUCAUCAUCAGCAGCAACAGCAACAACAGCAACCGUUGAUCUCCAGCAAUUAUCCAGGCGUGGGUUAUCAGCCAUCGCUCUUUGCGCCCAUCUACCAACAGAUGGCGCCACUGGCCACGCCCACUACGCUGCCAGCAGUCAGCGUCUCCUCUGCCACGCCCAGUGUCAGCAGUGCGGCAGACUUUGGCUACACCAACGAACUGAUCAACACCAUGGCACCCAGUGUGCUGCCUUUGUCCUGCUCCAGCAGCAGCAGCUCCUCCAACAACAGCAGCAGCAAUGCCAACAACUCGGCAGCUUCUGGCGAGACUUAUGCUAAUGCAAAUGGUAAUGCUAAUGCUAAUGCAAGCACUAAUGGCAGCGCCAAUGUGGCCAGCGAUACCAGCGAUGCUGUCACGCUGCAAAUCACCAAUCUCGACUACUCCAUGGAUGAGGCAAGCCUGCGCAACUUCCUCAUGAGCCAGUUGAAGCCCAUCACUCCCGUCAUCUCGCUCAACUUUGAGGGCAGCUCCUAUGCCAAGGUCACUGUGCCCGAUCUAUAUUUCGCCAAGCAGGUGGUGUCCAAUUUGCACCGCAAGAAGAAUGGCCACAAGCGCAUGUUGGUCAGCUACACUCGCGACUCUUCGCUUACCGAGGUCAACACGCUGCGCUGCCAAGUCGCCGGACUGCUGAAGGAUGUUCCGUAUUAUACACUACCCAUGUAUAAGUUCCGCGAGCUCUUCCAGUCCCGUUUCAAGACGUCGAUCAGUGUCCUGGAUUUGUAUAAAAUGCAAGACAUCUGCACAAUCAACGCAGACAACAAUGAAGACAAGUUCAUCAGCCUGCAGCCGGAGCUGGUCAACACACUAGAGAGUUCCCCCCUGAUGGAGGGACUGCAGCACAGCGUGCCCUACUGCACUGUGCACUUCAAAAGGGAGCAGCACAAGGGUUGGGCCGAACAGGAGAUUGAACCGCUGCCCAAUGUGUGCAUGACGAUUGCGGAGAUCCAACAGUUGAUCUAUCCACUGUUGAAGCAUCAUCCGGGUGACAUUCCUGUGGCCACGCUGCUGCACUGCAUCGAGGGGCAGCUUAAGGUACAGAUCUCAGCGAAUGAGAGCGGUGUUAAUUUAGAGCACUUGGUGUGCUGUGUCCAAGGCAUUCAGAUCCAAGUGAACAACUUUGGCAUCAAGAUCCUAGGUUGGCUGGAACUCAACAAGGAUUUGAAUUCCACGAGCGGCAGCAGCUCAAUCGCUGCCAGCUCCAGCGCCAGUCUGAACACCAGUGAACGUUCAAGCGGUGCUUCCAAUGCUGGUGGCUACUUCAAGAAUUCGGUAGCUGAUCCGCUGUUCCAGAUCUCACGCGAGGUCAUUGAGUUGGUCAAGAUGUCGCCCAAGUCGACGAUGAAGUUCAAUCGCUUCAUACCCGCCUAUCACAAUCACUUUGGGAAACAAUGUCGCGUCGCUGACUACGGUUACACCAAACUGAUUGAGCUCUUUGAAGCUUUAUCCUCGGUGGUUCAGAUCAUGGGUGAUGGCGAGAAUCGACAGAUUACGCUCACUCAUCGCACUCAAAUUAGACGCUUUACUUCUGAUCUGUUGCGAGUGUUGCGGGCUCAUGGCAACAGCUCCGUGUUGUUGUCCCAAUUACCGGGGAUCUUCGCUCAAACGCAGAAUCGGACUUUCGAUGUCACCGACUACGGGGUGUGUGACAUUGUGGAUAUCUUGGAUGGCCUGGUCAAUAGUAAUAUUGUGGUGCUCAACACUGUGCAACAGGGCAAGGAUAUACUAAUCUCAAUGCCCAAGCGGAAGCAGACCAACACCGAACUCGAGAAGAUCUCUGUGUUUGCGGGGGAGAUGGUCGAGUUGUUUCAGAAUGCUUUGCAGUACACGAUUCUGUUCCAGAAGUUUGUGCGUUCCUAUCACUAUCACUUUGCCUAUCAGUGUCGCCUGAGUGAUUAUGGCUUCUUUAAGCUAGCCGAUCUCAUGGAUGCCAUUCACGGCGUUGUGGAGUUGGAGCAGAGCAACGAUGAGGACAAGAAGAUCAUGUUGUCUCCCAAGAUGGCCCGACGUGUGUUUGCCGAGCAGUGCGAGGAUCUCAUCCGCAAUGCCACCGGCAACUCCACCAACUGCAUGAAACUCGAGCAGAUUCUGACGCUGCACAAGAAGAAGUAUGGCUAUCAGAUGCAACCUCAGACGUUGGGCGUCAAGGACAUUGCCAGCGCCAUUGAGCUACUCCCCUAUGUGGAGGUGUUGCACAAGGAGCAAACCACCUGGUUGAUCUGUCAUAGCGACGACAUGGAGUUCCGUCAGCUAUGCCAUCGGGCCUGUAAGCAGCUACUGCAACGGGACUCUUCUUCGCCUGUCAAGCCAGAUGUGAAGCAGGAACCGUUGACGAAAGCUCAAUUCCUUGAGGACUUCAAUUCGAAGCACAAGCAACAGCUCACAGAGUCGACGCUGUCCGCCAUGCGACAUGCUAUCGAGAUCUAUACGGAAGCGGAUCAAACCUGUGUGCGCCUUACACCCUUUAUGCGAUUCCUUGUCUCGCUGGUGCGUCUCUUGGAGCAGCGUCCCAGCAUGUAUCUGCAUGAGCUGAAGACCGCCUUGGACUGCAGCCUGACGACCACCUUUGAGUUUGGCUUCCCCAACUUGUACACAGUGAUUGUGGCCCACGAUGAUCUCUUCACCAUCAACAAUGGACCCACCCAGGAGCGCAGUGAUGUCGCCUUGAAUGUCAACUGUGAACUACGCAUUAGUGCCGGGGCAAGUCAUCAGCACUUGUUUGGCUCGCUCAAGUUGCCGUAUGCCAAGCAUAAGACACAGCGUCAAUCACGCUCUGCUCUCGGCGAGCACAAUCGUCCGGCUCCGGCUCAAUCACCGCCGCCGCACAAGACUCGGGCCAUAGCCAGUGAGUACGCUAAUGCGGUGAACAGCUCGCUGAACAAUACGGCCUACAAGCCGCAGGUGAAGGUGAAUAGCUUCCAGGCAUAUCAGGAGCACUUUGCAGCCGCUGCUGUUCCCACAACUCACAAGUAUUCGCCACCUAGUUUGGCCAACUGCUCUGUGAUGUCGUCCACAUUGCUCAACAGCUCGGGUUCCGCUUCGAGUUUGUGGAGCAACUGCAGCAACAACAAGGAGAACGUGUUGAACACUUCACAGCAAUUCUCAUCGCACAACAGCAGCGGCUACAACAACAGCAGCAACAGCUCGUUUAAUACCUCCUCGGAUCUGAACAGCAGCCUUUGCCUGGGAGAUGUUGCCUCGAGCACAGCUAUAACAGCUGCCACGCCCUAUGAUUACUCCAGCAAACUUUGGUAUCGUCGCCAGUAUAGCUUCAGCAAUCGCCAACAGCAGCAGGUGCAGCAGCAACAACAGCAGCAGCAACGUCAGCAACCACAUCAAACUUCGCUGGAUGCUGGACGAGACUUAUACGAUUCGGAUGUUUUGUCCACAAGCGGCAGCUAUAAGCCACCCAAAUAUGAUGCGUCCACAUCUGAGAAACUUCCAUACUGGAUUGAUCCUAUAUGGAGUAAUCCAUUGGAGGAGCCAAAGCAGAAUUUGCUCAACAUUCGUUUGCCGGAACUAAAGGCAUUCAAUGUGCUGCCAAUGUUUUUAUCGCCUUAUACCAUAUCGAAGCACAAGAACAUGAAGCGGCAAUUGUUCGAUUUCGAUAAUCAUGAUCGCAAGAUAGUCUAAAAUUAAGACCGGUAUAA